This is a messenger RNA of Lycium ferocissimum, 1992 nucleotides long. Its product is annotated as biotin carboxylase 1, chloroplastic-like. NCBI's taxonomy places the organism in Eukaryota, Viridiplantae, Streptophyta, Magnoliopsida, Solanales, Solanaceae. The record is from RefSeq and is a predicted model, not a curated record. The transcript has 18 exons. The coding region runs from base 199 to 1809 and encodes 536 amino acids. Gene Ontology annotation, molecular function: metal ion binding; ligase activity; ATP binding.
UGCAGCUAAAUCCUGUUACACAGUUAAGCUCACUUAUUUCAGCAUUGGCGGACCAUUCAAUAAGUCUGUCUCUGCUUUCUUGUUUUCAUCGACACCAAAGUUUCCUUCAAAUCUACCUCCUCUCUUUCAUUUCCCAUUUCUCUUUCUAACUUAUAGUUGUUGGAAGGAGCGCAGGAAUUGGAUUACAUUGAUUAGGAAAUGGACUCCGCAGCCAUGACUAGCGUUUGUGGCAAAUCUACUCUUUGCUCUACUCCCGGUUUAUUUUUGGGGAGAGCGAGUGGUAUUAGGAGCUCGCAAUGUAGCUUUAUGGCAGGAAAUAGGAUAAACUUUCCGCGGCAGACAGCUCAGGCAUACAAAGUAACUACUAAAUCUAGCAAACGUGGUGGUGCUCUUGCUGUGACAUGUCGCGCCGAGAAGAUUCUGGUGGCAAAUCGAGGAGAGAUUGCUGUUCGUGUGAUUCGAACUGCCCAUGAGAUGGGUAUUCCUUGCGUUGCGGUUUAUUCGACUAUAGACAAAGAUGCCUUACAUGUGAAACUGGCUGAUGAAUCUGUUUGCAUUGGAGAAGCACCAAGCAAUCAAUCGUAUUUAGUGAUCCCAAAUGUCUUGUCUGCUGCUAUUAGUCGCGGAUGUACAAUGUUGCAUCCUGGAUAUGGUUUCCUUGCUGAGAAUGCAGUUUUUGUUGAGAUGUGCAGAGAGCAUGGAAUCAACUUUAUUGGGCCGAAUCCAGACAGUAUAAGAGUCAUGGGUGACAAAUCCACUGCUAGAGAUACAAUGAAGAAUGCUGGUGUUCCAACUGUGCCAGGAAGUGACGGACUAUUACAGAGCACUGAAGAAGGUGUAAGGCUCGCCGAGGAGAUUGGUUACCCAGUGAUGAUUAAGGCAACAGCUGGUGGUGGUGGGCGUGGAAUGCGUCUUGCUAAAGAACCUGAUGAGUUCAUAAAAUUAUUGCAGCAAGCUAAGAGUGAAGCAGGAGCUGCAUUUGGAAAUGAUGGCGUUUAUCUGGAGAAGUACGUCCAAAAUCCUAGGCACAUUGAAUUUCAGGUAUUGGCAGACAAAUAUGGUAAUGUUGUACACUUUGGAGAGCGUGAUUGCAGUAUUCAGAGAAGAAACCAGAAGUUGCUGGAGGAAGCACCCUCGCCUGCAUUGACACCAGAACUGAGGAAAGCCAUGGGUGAUGCAGCUGUUGCAGCAGCAGCUUCCAUAGGUUACAUUGGUGUUGGUACCGUGGAGUUCUUAUUGGAUGAGAGAGGUUCCUUUUACUUCAUGGAAAUGAACACUCGUAUUCAGGUGGAGCAUCCAGUGACAGAAAUGAUAUCCUCUGUUGAUUUGAUAGAGGAACAAAUCGGUGUUGCUAUGGGAGAAAAGCUCCGAUACAAACAGGAGGAUAUUGUGCUUAGAGGACAUUCAAUUGAAUGUCGUAUAAACGCAGAAGAUGCUUUCAAAAAUUUCCGACCUGGCCCAGGGAGAAUCACUUCAUAUUUGCCAGCUGGAGGUCCAUUUACGCGUAUGGAUAGCCACGUUUAUCCUGACUAUGUCGUUCCACCUAGCUACGAUUCCCUGCUAGGAAAGCUCAUCGUAUGGGCUCCAACACGCGAGAAGGCUAUUGAGCGCAUGAAAAGAGCACUUAAUGACACCAUUAUUGCUGGAGUUCCUACCACAAUAGAGUACCAUAAACUCAUCCUUGAUAUCGAGGUAGACUUUGACGGGAAAGUUGAUACUGCUUUUAUUCCAAAGCAUGAGGAAGAAUUAGCUCCGCCUCAGCAAAUGGUUCCAGCAGCAACCAAGGAGCUGAUCAAUUCCAGUACUUAACUAUUCUUUUGUUUUUCUUCUUCUUUGAUCUUUUUCCUUCAUCAGUGAAUAGAGUGAGAGAAGAUUAGUCCCAUUAGAUCUUGAAGUGACUGCAGUUUUGAAUAUAACAUUUAUCUCAUAAUCUUAGCUUGAUUGUGUUUUAAGAUACACAAGAUUGAAUGAAAUUCUAAUCUUUUUUUGUCA